AGUCAGGUAGCACUAGGUGCUGGCUGUGAGAUGAAAGUUAUCAUAUUAUAUGAAGUGAUACUCUGCGUUACAUUCGCCGUUGCCGGACCCUCCACCAAGAGUUAUAAGGAUCAAUAUUGCACAGAUCCUCGCACUAUGGAGAAGCAUUCGGUCUACGAGGAAUGGGCCGAUGCAUACUCCUGCACCCGACACAGGUGCCAACCAGGAGGAAGGAACCUCGCUAUCUACACUGUUGGAUGCAAGUUAGUGGAAGCCCCAGAGUCAGCCAUCGAGUGUGAGGAAGUGGUGGAAGACACCAAUAUGCAGUUCCCGUUCUGCUGCACAAGACUGAGGUGUUUGGUGGUAGUAAGAGGUGAGGUGUGGACCAAGGUCCUGGGACAACCAUGGGAGACAUUGCCUGCAGCUCCCUGGAGUCACAUGUACAAGAUGAAGAGACCACCACCCGCCGACUCAUUGCCUAAAGGUGCAGUACAAGGUCCAGUGUAUGAAAUCCAAUCCGAUGCUGAAGACAAGAAGGAGAAGUUUAGAUCCUGGAAGAAGACCACGCAGAAUCCAGACGUACACGACCCCGCGCCCAGAGUUGCACCAGCCCCAGAUAUUGUGAUUGCUCUAGCAACAAGUAAAGAAAAUAUAAGAGACAUUGAUUCAUCUAGACACAAAAAGCAGCGCAAGACUACCGCUGACCCCAGUUACGUAGACAGUGACAAUGACAGAGAACACGAACCACUCGUUGACGACCAGAUUAUCACCGAAAAAGUACAACCUUCUGAAGAGAAGUACUACGAAACUGAAAAGGCAGUAAUGAAAGCGCAAAAGCACCAGGGAUGGACUGAAGUACCACACAACCAGUGGAACGAUCAGGAUCCUGGAGUGGAUGCUACUGAAGGACCGCCUCAAACAGAAGUAAUAGAAGAGAAGGCAGACAAACAGACAGGUCUACAAGCACUGGUAGAUGCCAUAGGGAAUCGUAUGAGGGACAUCGAAAACGUUGUACAGCGGAUGAGUGACAAGGUGCACCAGAAUCCUGCCUUCAGUGAGGAAAUACGAUCAGUAGACGGAGAUCAAAAGCGGAGAAUACUAACUGAUGACGAGGAGUAUCCGAGCGCGAAGAAAAUUAGUCCUGAAGUAGAUCAUUCUAAAAGAAGCUUGCUUAAGAACAAAGGUAGUAAAUACCUUCAUGAUCCAGACGUUACCAGUGAAAUGCCUCUCUUUGUUCAAGACUCCAACAUGAACAGAUACUUCACUGACGCUAGUAACAGUAUACGAAGAAUUAGCCCUCCAAAGGAACCACCGCCCCAGACGUACAUGGCGCCAGUAGACACGCGACGAUCGCAUUUCGCCUCCGAAGAAGUUGAAAAGAAGAGAAAACACAGCCAUAAGAAGAAGCGGGGAAAGGUGAAUUAUGAGAAUUAGGAACAUACAAGUGGCAAAGGUCACAAGAAACACAGAAGGAAGGAUGAAAAACGGAAACGCAACCAUAUUACUUCGAAUGAAAUUGAUAAAAAUGUUUUCUCGUUAGAGGACAGUAGUACCAAUAAAUAAUAUAUUUUUGUCACUUAACAUGAUGCAAGUGUAACAUUAUUAUAAUGUCUAGCCUUAACUUAGGCUAAUAUAGUAAUUCUACUUUAACUUAAACUGCUAGAUAGAUCAAAUUAAGAAUUGUCCAUUAACACUUUUCUUGAUAUAUCUAUUACUCAGUCACAUUUGUUCAUGUAUUUUAUAAUAUCACUAUUUUUGUACUGUUUUAUACUAAUUCACUAGCACUACCCUAACUCAACUAGUUUUGUUCAAUUUAGUCUUCUUACUUUAACAGUGUUGUCAAGGAGCUGGAUUGCCUCGACAAUCACGUGACGAUGAAAUCUAUAUUAAUCAGCUUCAACGUAUUUUUGGAUAAAUUUGUUAACGAACUCGAUGUUAAGGUCCCGAUGGACAGGUCCCGCUGUUUCGAAAGGUGCGCUAACAAUUUGCUUUAAUACUUUCUUCCGGAAGCGUUAGCUGACAGCUGGAUCCCAUAAGUCCAUACAGGUAUAAGAACAUGGUUGUACAAUAAAACUUUUCUUUGUUCUGUGUAAAGUGUCUUCCUAGAAGCCAGUACAUAUUUUUAAAACAAAAUUCUAACUUCUAAUUGAUCUCUUUUUUUCUUGACAUGAGCCUUUCAGAAGAGCCAAGAGUCAUGACCAGAUAUUUAGCUGUAUUUUCGUGUGGUGCCUACUAUUUUCUUAUUAAUGCAAACUGACUCAUCUGGUUUCUUAUUAAUAAAAUUUAUAUAAAUAGAUUUUCUUUCAUUAAGUUUUAUUCUCUAGUUUUAGUCCAUCUAACUACUGCGUUGACCGCUAUUUGUACUUUCUCUGAUGCCUCUUUAUGAUUACCUACUAAACUAUCCGCGCCCAUUAAGGCAGUAUCAUCAGCAUAGUUCGCAACAGCGUAGGAACAGGACCAGACCUAAUACACUUCAUUGAGGCACUUCAGCUUUAUUCUCCUUAUUUUUGGAAUCCUAUAAUAUCUAUUUGUAAAAAUAAUAAAUGAUUAUUUUAUAUA
Molecule: messenger RNA, 2538 nt
Organism: Leptidea sinapis
Lineage: Eukaryota; Metazoa; Arthropoda; Insecta; Lepidoptera; Pieridae
Exons: 14
Coding region: 31-1413 (460 amino acids)
Source: RefSeq, a predicted model, not a curated record